Molecule: messenger RNA, 6131 nt
Organism: Exaiptasia diaphana
Lineage: Eukaryota; Metazoa; Cnidaria; Anthozoa; Actiniaria; Aiptasiidae
Product: gamma-tubulin complex component 6
Exons: 31
Coding region: 10-5217 (1735 amino acids)
Biological process (GO): cytoplasmic microtubule organization; microtubule nucleation; meiotic cell cycle
Cellular component (GO): gamma-tubulin complex; centrosome; equatorial microtubule organizing center
Molecular function (GO): microtubule minus-end binding; gamma-tubulin binding
Source: RefSeq, a predicted model, not a curated record
UAUUUGAUAAUGGAUGAUAACGUAAAGAGUUUAUUGUCGCUUUUUCGCAGACUUUGUGAACUAGCAUUCCUCACCGAGGCUUCCAAAAGGGAAGAUGCAUAUAAAAAGAUUUUUUAUACGAACUUGAUCAUGAAAAAGCUUCGAAUUCGGUUAUACGAAAAAUUGUUCAUGGAACUUCAGGCUCCAUGGAUUGGGACGAUGACAGCUCGGAAAGAUGGGAAACACUGCAAAAACAUGGAUUUGAAUGCUCAUGAAAAAAUUGCUUUGAUGGCAUUUAAUCUGAGGUUGAAGAGAGAAUUCGAUAAGGCUGACCUAUUGGAGUAUUAUUGCACGAAAUGGAAGCGUUUUAAAGGGCCAUUGACAAGCACCACAGAAGCUAGUGAGACAAAUUUUGAUACUUGCGAAACAGAAGCAGUGUUGAGAUUUUUAGUGGCUUUGUCUAAUAUUGACUAUCAAGAUUCUUCUCCAGUACUUGGAUAUCASAAUGAUCUACUAAGUACACUACCAAAGGAGUUAAUUUGUCUUUUACCUGAGGGACCUCUUCUUCAUACUGACAGCUCUAAAAUAAGGCAUCAGUCUCUUCUUGAGGAUCAAUAUAUCCUUUAUUCCAGAGAUUUAUUUGAAAAACCUCAGCCAAUUGUCACUCAUGUAUCAAAUAUCAUGGAAAGCAGCACAGUGUUCCCAGAAAUUAUGGCUCCUUGCAAGGGAAGAAGRCGAUUCUUUACCAUUCAGGAGACUGGUGAAGUUUUGCAUGACAAGAAAACAAGACUGACAGUGUUCGGGGCAUUAAGUCAUGGUUAUACAGAUGACAUGCAAGUUAAGUUAGGACUCCCUGACCUACCUCAAGUAACAGAGAAAACAUUUGGUGUUUCAUCAUUAUCAACAGCACAGUCAUCACCUGAUGAUGAAGGAUUUCAUGAGCUGACUGACAGCACUGCCACAUACACAUCUACUCAAGCAAACCCAGAAAGCUUUGAAAGUUCUUUGGAGAGUGGAUUAGAUAUCUGGACAGAAGCUUUAAAAUUACCAACACAAAAGUUUUACACCUGGGAAAUGGAGGGAAGGAGAGAUGGGUUACUUGACCAUCCAUACAUCUCUGAAGCAGGUCCAGAAGUGUUUGAUGAGUUGUACAACCUAAUAUAUAAACAAGUGUCUUACUUAACAAAGACACCAACCCACUACACGAUGACAAAAGUCAAGAUAUUAAAUAGACAUUCCCUAGAUGUAUUGAUUGGUGUUCCAACAACUACAUUUCUAUAUAAUAUGGAUGUUCCUGGCUUUWAUGUUAAUACUKAUGUCAGAUUAAGUGGUUGCUCUCCUGAGUCAUUAAAUGCCACUUUGUCUAAGCUAGCAUCCAUUGGAACCAAUUAUCAAAACCUAGUGAACUUUAUCAACCAUAAAGAACAAACAGGUGGACUAGUUCUACAUGCAUUCCUUGGUGGUCUCAGGAACUACCUACAUUGCUACAGAUCAGUUGUACUUGAUUUUCAUGAUGCUUCAAUGCAAAGUCCAUUACAGCUUAGUUUCAUAUUUCAGAACAUUGGAAGACAGUUAAGGUUUUUAUCUGAUGUAUGCAUGUGCUCUAGUCAGUCGAGGCCAAAAGGCAAUACCAGACAAUCUUCUUUCCCAACAGGAGUAAAACUGUUAUCAUACUUAUACAAGUUGUGCUUGGAACACUCAAGUACUGAUCAGUAUCCUGUUUUACUAUCUCUACUCAAACAUAGCUGUGCCCCCUACAUCUUAUUUGUUCAGCAGUGGGUAUUCCAGGGAAUAUGCCGAGAUGUGUAUGAAGAAUUUAUCAUUGAAGUUGAUGAUCAAUUUUUAGCAUACAGAGAUAAACACUUUUGGAGCCAUGGAUUUGUGAUUUCGGAGAAAGACAAACUAGACUGUGUACCAAUGUUUCUUAGUGAAUUGGCCAAUGACAUCUUUGUAUGUGGWAAAUCAAUUAACCUGAUGAAACUAUGUAGCCCUAGGCAUUUCUUAUGUGACUCUGGAGUCCCUCCGCCCAAGAUGGAAGUAACAUUUUCUAUGAGCAAGUUGAAGGCCAUUGACCAGAAUUGUGAGGACUAUGUGUAUGCCAUAGAAGAUAUAAGUAAUACCCUCAAACAGAAGAAAGAACAACAGAGAAUCGCAUUGGAACAGGCCAAGGAAAAAGUUUUAAUGGAAGAAAGACAGCGUGCAGAGAAAGCUCUUGCAGAAGUAACAGGUCUUAUCAAUGACGUUAAAGAAGCUAUUGAUGCAAAGAAGAAAGCAGACCUGAAAAUGUUGAAAGAACAGAUGGAGGAAGCCAUCAAGAAAAGACAACUCGAUAAACAGCUUGAAGAUGAGUUAGACAACCAAUAUAUGGUUGAYGCACUCAAUCGAGCUGCAGCGGAUGAGGAGCUGAGAGAAAAGGCAAGGCAAGAGCUGAUUGACUACUAUAAACUUCUAACAGAAGAAAUGGAUCGAAGAGAAGAACGUGCUCAGUGGAAAAUCAAGCGGCAUGAACUCAAUAAAAGAAGAUUAGAGUUCUUUGCACAAGAGCAGGUUAAUCUAGAAAAUCUUCAGGAAGASGCUGCUAAAAAUCCCAUUAAACCAGUUGAAAACGUUAGCUCUASAAGACUUACAACAGUUCGUGCAGCCAGUGUUACCCAAUCCUCUGAAAGGACAUCUGUGCAAUCGCCUASCCUAAGCAUUGUAUCACUUAUUGCCAGUGGAAUAAAAACAGAUGCAAUGAUCCAAUCAGAAGUGAAUAAAUCCACGACUAUUUCAAGUGCASCUGAUUCGGGUGUAGAAACAGACAAGWCAGUUGCCGARGGGGACGUCUCUGAAGGCCAAACCCUUAAUUCAUUUGCAUCUUUAGAUGAAGCAGAUGAUACUGAUACUUCAAUAGCAUCAACURUAUCAGCAGCUCCAGYAAGUCGCAAAAAAUGGUCUAGUUCUGAGGAUGUGAAGCCUYUUGAUGUCAAAACAGAAUAUAGAUCSAAAAGACGGAUGUGGGAUUCAGCUGAUGAUAACAUCAACUUAGCAGAAUCUCCUUUCCCGCRUGGUCAUCCUUCGGAAUCUUCCAUUCAGUUUUCUUUAUAUUCGGUAGAUAAAAAUGUUCACGAUGACAUUGYAACGUCUCCAGUUGUGCCACCGUYAAUSCAAACAAAUACUCCAAAYCCAAGUAACUCAAGUAUACAAAAUAUCAUGUAUCCAUCUGGUAGUGCAAUGUCACAAGAUGAUUCUAACAGAACUUUAACUGGUGCUUCACAUAACCGCAAUACUGAAAGCGAUGAUAAAGAUAAUUCAGCUAUUCAAGGAUCUUUGAAAUCAGACCAAUCUAAUGAUGAUCCAGUUAUAAGGGAUUUUGUGCGUAGCCUGUCUACAGGUGUAAAUGGCCUCAGUUCUCCUACACAUCGACCUAGCUACAGUUUGGAUCAUCCAGUAGAGUCGACAGAUCAAACUAYACUUUCUGGUAGACUUUCUGAGUAUGGUCAUCCGUCAGAUACACAGUUUAAUUCAGCUGGAGACUAUUUGUCAAGGUUUGGUCUCAGUGUUCCGAUACCCAGUGGACGCAGGUCUCCAUUUGGUCAUCCCUCAGACACCCAAUUAGAUUCAGCCGGGACACAUUCACAAGAACGGACAGCUUUGGAACAGACACCAGGCAAACAUAGGUCUCCAUAUGGUCAUCCCUCUGAUACUCGAUUGGAUUCUACUGACUCAACACCACAAAAUGCGUCCACAAGACGUCUGUGGGGACAUCCUUCAGAUAGUAAAGUACAAAACCUUCUUAUGAACGUGUCAUCUGUGUCUGAGGCAAAACAACCUUUGAAAUACUUUAGUCCGAACCAUUCGAGUGCUAUUCAUCCAUUGACUACAAGAGGAACUCCCCCAGUUGAUUCCAUAAAAGACGUUUUAUAUCCAGAAGAUGGACUUGUUAGCCAAGACGAACAGAGGCACACAUCCCGUGGUCAUGAACCUGCUGUAAAGAUUACUAAACUUAUGUACCCAGUCGAACAGAAAACAGAAACUGCUCCAGAACCAACCAAACCUUUGUUAUUUGAAGACGUGUGGAUAGCUUCCGAGGUUCAGCCACUUCAAGUGAACUUUGAUAUUUUAGAUAAGCAUCCAACAAACAAUCUUCUGAAAAGUGCUCUUAGUGCAAUACCAAUGUGUGAAGAUGAUCUUGAUAAUGAUGAUGACAUUGAUGCUGCUCAGUUGAUGUCAUUGCCAGUUUUAUUGCGUCGUUCUGUCACAGCGCCAUUGGUGGCACAGAUAUCUUUGGUCAAUUCAGCGGUUGUGGAGUACUUCAUGGAUGACUUAAAGUUGAUGCAUCACUUUGAAAUAUUCAGGAAGUUUUUGUUCAUGGAAGAUGGUGAAUUUGCCUUGUCGCUUUCUGAACAACUYUUCGAAAAGCUUUCUACUGGAGUAAAUCCUGGAGAAAUGUGCUCUCCUGCCACAAUGAAUGCCAUCGUUACCAGGGCUCUACARCUCUCGGUCUAUGCAAAUAAAACAGGUUUUGAACAGCGACUAUCGUUUGCUUUGAAAUCAUUGCCAGACGUCUUUAAUAUGAAUGAUAUAGGAACGCUCGACUUCCUGGAGCUUCGAUAUCAGGUCCCUUGGCCAGUGAAYAUUAUAAUAACAGAGAAUUCAAUCAUCAAGUAUAACAAGGUUUUUUCGUUUAUGCUGAGGUUGAAACGAGUCGCCUGGGUUCUUCAAGAAAUUUGGUUUCAUCUAAAGCACAUUGGUUUCUCGCGUCGUGCUGCAGGAUCACCACAGCUUCGACAACUCCAGUUAUUUAGACAUGAAAUGUUGCACUUUCUACAAAACAUCGAUGGCUACCUAUCCAAUCAAAUACUGAACGUCACCUGGGUCGAGUUUCAACAGGAACUUGUUACAAACGCUCGAGACCUCGAUGAAUUGCAUCAUCGCCAUACAGAAUACCUCAACAAAGCUGUUUUCAGGUCUCUGCUUAGCAAGAAAGCUACCCCUGUCAUGAAAAUCAUCAGCGACAUGUUCAGUCUCGUCCUUAAGUUUCGUACUCAGCUGCUUUCGUGUCCAUGGCAGCAGAAUGGUGAAUGCAGUCACGUGGUACAUCCUCGUUUUGACGUCAUGUGUGCAACUCAUAAGGCUUUUAAGGAAUAUUCGGGCUUCUUGUUUACAGUUCUCAGUAAGCUUGUUCGACGUGGCUAUCAGGCUCACUUACAAGACUUCCUUCUACGUUUGAAUUUUAACGACUUUUAUAAAACUUAAUAACAARGCACUAGUAAUGGACAGCAUUAUGCGUGUAAAUGUUUGGAUGUGCAAGAACUGUGGACUGUKGACAUAUUAUCAAAGCGAACCAGUCCAACGAUAGAACGAUAGGUUCGGAYUUACAGAAUACAGUCAAGUUGUUUCCCUCAUCYUUUUCUCUCUUUCUUUCUCUCUCUGGUCAUUAUUGUUUGUGUUUGUUGGUAGGUCAGGUAUCGGCUGCUCAUUCAAUUAUUUUUAGAGACAUUAUGUAUAUAGUAAUUAGUUCAUGUAAAGUGAGUUGUUUUUUUUAAGAAAGUGAAAAAUAUCCCCCACCAAGCGUACAUAUUCUGUUAUUGCUAACCGAGACCUAAGACACUGACUGUGAUCUUAUCCAUAUGUUUUUCUAAAUGGUUUUCWAAGUGGUUAGUUCCUUCUAGCAGUUUUCCACAGUCGAUUCUGAUGAGAAUACAGGAAGGCUCGGUCAAUCUAUGUAGUGCCGGAAGAUUCCUGUUUCUGGGACUCAARUCUGUAUCUUGGUAGACUUGCCUCAAGUUUCUCUCGCUGUUAACUGACGAGCGACGACAAAAGUUACAAAGAGUUACCGAAUUGAGACGGCGGUGAGGGAAGAGAAAGAGACUAGUAAAACAGUUCACCUCAUCAAUAUUCAUUGAAUUUGGACGGAAAUUGACAAAGGAAAUUGAACUCGCAAAGUAAAUAUUUGUACCUGUAAUGUUGAAUAAAUCUUCGGAAGAAUGAUAUCACAUAUUCUUUUGAAAAGUUUUAAGAAACAAUGUAUGUAAAUGACAUUUCUGUGUUCAACUAAGCAACCUUUUUUUGGGAUUGAUGUUAUAUACGAAUUACGUUGUAUACGCUCGAACAAAUGCAUAGAGUAUAAAACGCGUUUAGUAUUAAUAAAUUAAUGAUAUUUUAAUUGG